GUAUGGUAAAGGUGAAAUGAGAGAAGCCUGUUGUGCGUGCUGGUGAGCAGUACGCUAUUGCUGGUUUAUGUUUAAGGAAUGAGGUUCAUCUAGGAUUUUGUUAUUACGUAUCUCAGAAAGCAUUUGUCAAGGAAUCAUGACACGGGCUUUUCCAUCCAGACGGGUUUCUGUGUACAGCAUACCAGCUCCAUACCACCCUGAGCAGGCUGAUGGGCAGGAAAAUCUGUAUAUUCACUACUGCACAUCUUACCAAAAGGGCUUGUGUCAGAAGUACUAUUUCUUCAAAUGGAUGAGACUGUGUUUCUGGAGAAGACGGCUUCUAGGAAUAUUAUCUCUAGUUUCUUUAUCAGUUACAGUAAUUGUGCUAAUCCUGCACUGUUCGCUCUCUCCAGCUUUCUCUUUAAUAUAUAUUGGUGGAAGUGUAGAAAUUCCUAAUCUGACUUACACAAGUGAUCUCAAUGAUCCCAGCUCCCAGAAAUUCCUCCUGCAAGCAGAGGCAAUCCAAAAUUAUCUCGCAGAAUCCUACAAGUGUUCCACCUUGGGAAAGUAUUAUUUGAAGUCCAUAGUGGCUGCUUUCAGUGAAGGAGAGUAUGGACUUCGAGCUUACUACUGGAAUACAUUCUGGGCACCACAGGAUAUUACUGAUUCUCUUAAAAAGUUAAUCCCUUUGGAACAAAAAGAAACGAGUAGUAAACAAAUGCCUCACCUGUUCAGUACUUCUGGGGAAGGAGAUUUUGAUCUUGUUACAAUGGAGCUUUUUGUUUCAGAUUCUACAGAAUACAAUGUGAUGCUAAAAUCAGGGUUAUCCUUUGACCUCUAUGCAAAGCCAGGUAACAACAGAACUCUAACUCUGAUGAAUCCCAAGAAGUCUUUUUAUCAAUGGAGGUUGCGAGUUCCUUCUAACUGUGUGGUGAAACUGGUAGUUACCUCGUUGCAUGUUGUUGCUUCGGAGAGCUGUGCAUCACACCGCUUGUCUGCAUAUGAUUUCCUUCUUCCUCUGCAGAACAAGAUUAUUACAAGGUGGUGUGGCUCUGGAGCCUGGACUCCUCCAGUUAUACGUUUAACUUCAUCAAGUAAUGUCAUGUUACUUACCUUCUCACUGGACCACAGAGAAGAAAGGAAUAUACUAAAAGCUCACUUUCAAGCAAUCCCUAAAAUUGUGUGUGGUGGUCAUUACAUUUCCUGGAAUGGAAGUCUGAGUUCUCCUUACUACCCAAGUUACUACCCACCAAACAUUGACUGCAGCUGGAUCAUCCGAGCACCCUCCCCUGCCUACAAGCUCUCGCUAAAAAUCCUUGCAAUGCAAAUUCAAGAGAAGUCUCCAGGGUCCAGUAAAUGUGAUAAAGACUGGUUAGAAAUUGAUGGAGUUAGAUACUGUAAAGAUAUUUCAGAAAGUGGCAGAAACAGAGAAUAUGGCUAUUCUGUUGCUAUCAACUUCCAUUCUGAUGAACUAGUCACCCAUAGAGGAUUUUAUAUUGAAUACAGAGCCUUCAGUCACACAGACCGUUGUACUCCUGAGCAGUUAAACUGUGGUGAUGGAAAAUGUAAGCAUCAACAUAAGACCUGUGAAGGUGGUGAUAGCUGCAGGGAAGACAGCAAUGAAAACAACUGUUCCUACAAAAGUUGCUUCCCUUAUACUUACAAAUGUCUUAAUGGAAAAUGCUUGCUGAAACCAAAUCCUGAGUGUGAUGGGAAAAGAGACUGCACAGAUGGAUCUGAUGAAAUGAACUGUGCUUGUGGAAGAAACCAGUUUAAGAAAAGCAGGAUUGUUGGAGGUGAAGAUGCACAGUCUGGAAAGUGGCCUUGGCAAGCAAGUUUACAAAUUGCAGCACAUGGCCAUGUCUGUGGUGCGUCUGUUAUUUCCAAGAGGUGGCUUGUAUCUGCUGCCCAUUGCUUUCUGGAUUCUGAUUCCAUAAGAUACUCUGCUCCAUCAAGGUGGAGAGCAUACAUGGGCUUACGCACUGUUAAUGAAAAGAGCAAUCAUGUAGCUAUGAGAUCGAUCAAAAGGAUUAUUGUCCACCCACAAUAUGACCAAUCUGUCUCAGAUUAUGACAUAGCCCUGUUAGAAAUGGAGACACCCGUAUUCUUCAGCGAGCUGGUACAGCCCAUUUGUUUACCGAGCAGCUCUAGAGUAUUUCUUUAUGGAACUGUCUGCUAUGUAACUGGUUGGGGAGCCAUAAAAGAAAAUAGUCAUCUUGCCAGAACACUGCAGGAAGCUAGAGUGAGAAUAAUUAAUCAAAGCAUAUGUAGCAAGCUGUACGAUGAUCUCAUCACAUCUCGCAUGCUCUGUGCUGGGAACCUUAAUGGUGGCACUGAUGCAUGCCAGGGAGAUUCUGGAGGUCCCUUGGCCUGCACAGGAAAGGGAAAUAGAUGGUACCUUGCUGGCAUUGUGAGCUGGGGUGAAGGAUGUGCCCGACGCAAUCGUCCUGGUGUAUACACUAAGGUGACAGCACUUUAUGACUGGAUUCGUCAGAAUACAAACUGAUGUGCCAAAGAGAAAAUGCAGGUCAUCACCGUUACAAAAGCCUCUUCCUACGUUUUCAUGUACAUGAGAAUGCUGCUGGCUGUUUCACUAUGAAAGAAAGCACUGUCUUAAUACAGAAAUGAUCAUUUGUCAUUCACUUAAUGGCAACUGUUUGGAUUCUGACCAGCUUCAAAUAAUUUCAGGGUCCUUAUGGAUUCAUAUGUCCUAUUCCCUACCAGCAGAAACAGAGUUGCUAUGUACCUUUGCGCAGGCAUACAAGGAUAUUCAUGCUCGCAUCCCAUAUAUACUGACAUAUAUUCCCUUACUGAUAUUACAGGAUUCUAAAUGUGAGCAAUUCCUCUGUUGUUGUUUUUGUUUGUUUGUUUUGUUUUUGGUGGGUUUCUUUUGUUGUUGUUGUUGGGUUUUUGUGUGUGUGUGUGUGUUUCAGUCUACAAAUAAUUUGAUCAGUAUGUCAUACAGGUUUGAGAUGAAUUUGUGCUUCAGUUUUGCUGCCACUUCGUGGCUGCUCUUUCCUGAACUGUAACUUCUGGGCUGUCACAAAUGUUAUGAUUUAAAAAAAAAAACAAAAACAACAACAAAAAAACAACCCUGUAUUUUAAUUAAUUAAACUAAAGAAAACUGCAUGUAAAAAUGCAUUGUGAAUUAUGCUUCUUUUUUUUUUUUAAGUUCUUAAUAAAGACCUAAUAAGCUAUUGGUUCAUCAGCAAAAUGUCAGGAAUUUAGAAUACUGUCCCAUUCCUAUCACUAAAGGCUGUAAGUACAUACUUGUGCAUGUAACUGAUUAAGAUAAAACUGUAUAUUUGCCUUAUUUAAUGACUGUUAAUACCAAGGCUAUUUAUUAAUUCCCUUCUUUGAUAUUAGGCUGCGUUGAAAUCAUGAAAACCAGAAUUAUUUCUUUCAUAAAAGAACUGGCAAUCAGCUCUCAACGGUAACACACAAUGGUGUGUAAGUUGGUUUGUAUUCAAGAUUUGACUAUAUUUUCUUCUUUUUCUCCACCUCCAAGCAGCUGAGGGCUUAAUUAGCAGCCGCGUGGGAAGUGGUAGGUGGCAACUGUAGUGGAACGGUGACAUUGGUCCCUGGGUCAUAGAAGGCCAAUGCUUCAGUGGGUGCCAGAGACUGGCAUAUCCACCUGCCUAAAAUGAAAAGCUAGAGCUGCCUGAGGAGAGAAGGUACCACAUGAGCAAAGCAGGCCAAAAUGCACAGUGGCAUUUUUCUGGGGGCAUCUUGCAAGGAAUCUGUUUCAGGACUAUUGCUCUGCCAGGAAGCCUUUCUUGUUGAAUCCAGUCUUCUAGUAAAAACAAGCAAAAUCUUGCACUCUGAGACUCUCCUGAUGAACCUGGACAGUUUCCUCAGUCUUUAUUGCUUUCUUACCUUCUCUUUACACAGAGAAAAUACUUGUAGUGUCUAAUGUCUGCAAUGUGUAACAAGUAGAUUUUUCUCAUCUCUGGCUCCAGCAUGCUCUGUGUAUUCUGGCAUGCUUCUGGUGGGUUUGUGCUGCUUUCUUUGAUGUCCUCAGUCUGCAGUGAAAUGAGUUUCAAGGUAAUGUUCUCUGUUUUGUCUCCUUUCCAUGGCCAGAAGAAAGAGUUGUGCCCGUAUGAUGAAAAAAUAUUAAGAGGUUCUUGGUCUCAGUGAAAGUAGAGGAAAUGACACCUACACUUCUAUCAUAAGAUCACUCUUUCAAUCUUAGUAGUAUCUAGCUUCAAAAACGAUAAUCUGUUGAUGAGACUAUAAGCCAAAUCUCACUGAUCUGAAGAUUCUAAUGCUGCUUAUGAUAUUUCAUAAUUCUGGCAUUCAGUUUAAUAAAGGAUCUGUUUGCAUUUUCUAGAGGGUACUAUAAUCAUGCUGCAUAUUUGGAAGUGUUUAGCUUUUAAAACAGGUGAAAAAGAUGAAGCUGUCUGCUUGAAUGUCAGUCCUUUCAGGUCACAGCAUGUUUUUUUUCUAAAGUACAUAAAUAUGUGGUUAUUGUUUAGCCACUGAUCUUUGGGAAAAUGUGAGAAUGAGUUAGUACUGCAAUUUUCACACAGUGUGCUUCCUGUGUCUAACAGGGAUGCUGCUUCUCCAUCCUUUCUUUCUGUGGUUUUGGGCAUUCCCCUUGCUGCUACCCCUGCAGCAAUUCUUGUGUCAAGCUUCUUACGUAAACUAUAUUCAAACUAUACUCUGUAGGAGUUUUAGGUAACUAUAAAACAUAAGUCAUUCACUUCUUCUUUUUCAAUAAACACGUGAUAAAAACGUAAGUGUAUAUGUUUCCUUCAUUUGGUUGUGCCUUUGAAAUUCUAAAACUCGGAUACGGUCACAAGUGCAUUUGUACUUUGAAGUUUACAUUUUCGGUAAAGCUAAGCCAAACCUGCCUGCAUUACAAAAGCAUGCAUUUAAAGGCAUUUAUUUAUUUUCCUUAUUUAGAAACAGCAGUUGUCUUCACUUCAGAAUGAAAUAGCUUUCCUGCUGUUCAGUCUGAGAUAAGAGCCUAGGCCAGAAGGUUCAGAUCAGUUCUUAACUUCCUGUUUUAUUUAAGAAUUGGCAGUUCCAUGUUUCAGAAGGGUCAGUUGCUUCACUGGAAAGAGGAAAAAAAAGACACUAAGUGUGAAAGUUAGAUCACCCAGACAACAGAAAUAAAGGAGUUCAUACAGAGUUCCUUCAGAAGGGUGGAAUAAAUGGACUUUGGCAUUUACAGACUGAGAUCCAUAAUCAUUAACUCACUUGACAUAGGAAAAAAGUUGCCAGAGAGGUCUUAAUACAUGAGUGGAAAUCAAGUAUGCAAACCCAGUUUUCAGCAGGAAUACUGAGAACCAGCAGGUAAAUACCUUUCUAGUGAAGAUCCCAAGUGAAUUCCUAUGGAUUCAGAUACCUGUUUUGAUCUUGAUGGCUGUUCAGCUUCAUCCUCAGUACUCCAGUCUUUUAAAUAUUCUCCAUGGAACUUGUGUUUGUUUUUGUUUGCUGAUUUAAACCAAGCCUUAUGCUCAGCUCCACAGAAUGCCUUUGCCUGGAUGACUGCCCCAUGACUUCAGCAAUCCAAACCUCCUUGGGAAUACACUAAGCAUAGUAGCCAGAAGAGUUGCACAAUGAGAAAAUCUGAGGGAGAAAAACCUAUCCUCAGAGUUUGGCAGGGAGAAGAAGGAGUGGUGCUGUGAGUGGAUAUUCCAGCAGAAAGAGACUUUGCUCCCUUUUUAAUGAGCUGUCCUCUCUUCUGAGGCUGGAGUGUGAGCAUCCUUUUGAUCAAAAGUAAGAGGAGUGCUCUGUGGCAAGGAAGAAGAAACCCAAGGAAGGAAUUAAAACAAGAGAAAUAAGAGGAGUCUCCAGCUUCAUACCAGAACUGCUACUGACAUAAUUGCAGCUGAAACCAGAAGGAAAUGAGCUGGCUCCGUGCUUGCUACAGGGACAGAGGUCCUCACACAGGAACAGAAGCUAUGAAAAGGCAAAGCUCUGAUGGGGAGCAUGAGGUUAUUGAAUUGCAAGGAGUUAAUGGGGAGGAAAGUACAGCUGAUCAUAAGAAGCCUCUAAAUUCUCAAGUACCUACAACGAGCAAGGAGAGGGAUCAGUGGAAAUCAUGCAGGAAGACCAUUUUCUGGAGGUGUAAACUAUGGAUGGUUUUAACUACAAUUUUUGUUGGCUUGUUCCUGGUCAUUCUCAUCAGUCUAGCUCUAUAUUCUAAUGUUUACACAGAUGAAGAUGAUUAUUGGUAUUCAGAUACACUGCUACAGAAUUAUCACAAUUUUUCUGGAAAGUUCAACUUACUGUGUGGUCUUCCACAUCUUUUUUCUGAAGACAUUACUAAGAGGAUAACAGAUGUCUACAGCUCAUCUCCAGCUCUAGGACGCUACUUUAGGUCUGCUAAAGUAGAUUAUUCCAGUAAUGAAAGCUCCACUGUAUUUUACCAAACUGAUUCCUUGUACCACCAUCAACAGAGGGGUUUGUGGAGAAUGUAAUGAACCCAGACUUUAUAAGGAGUGUUCUACUUCAAAAUAUUUAUGAUGAAGAAGAUACUUCUAAUCCCGGGCCAUCUGAAUGUACCAGGUUAAAGCUUGACCCAGCUUCUCUCACAUCAACAUGAAAAUAAUGGACAGACUCCUCAUCAUCCUUACCUCCUAGAAGAGGUGGUCUUCUACUGUCUAGUAGUGAUCUCAGGUUAAAGAGUCAUUCGACAGGUGGAAACACUUCUAAAGAUGUUAUUCUUUAAAUGAAAAUGUCGUUAUUGAUUUAUCUCAUUGGGACUGACUGGCAGAUAUAAGCUUUUAUAACAUAAGAGAGAUGCCCUCCAGCUUGUCUGAAGAGUCAGCACAGCAGAUGGGAUGAUUCGGAAGGCUGCCUGCUGCUGGCUUAACUAUUCAAGUAGUUCCCAGGAAUGCCAUCAGAGCAGAAGGGCUCCCUUUCUAAUGGAUCAGGACAUAAUCACAAGAGGAUGCCUUGGGUGAGCAGCGAAAGCAUGUGGUUGAAUCAUUACCUGGGCAGGGCUCGGCGGGUGACUCUCGGUCUGCGCUGGGAAGAGAGGAAGCAAAGAAGUGACUGCCAGUUCUUGUACAGCCAUAAGGCGCAACCAUGAACCACUGGGACAUGGGCUGUGGGAAGGGACAACCCCCGGGAUUCCCUCUGGGGACUAGAGAAAUCUGGUGUAUGACCUGGUUGAAGCUACUCAGUGGAGAUGCAGACAGCUGUGUGAUGUGGGUGCACAAACCUCGUUCCUUAAGAACUUGAGCCGAUAACACAUAAGCUAUAAACAAGGAACUAAAGUCUUUGAGGAGGAUUUUUGAUGUCAAGUUACAUGCCUAAAACCUUGCACAAGAAAAUCAGGAGGUUUUUUUCAUCCCUCUAAUUUCUACAAGGUCUGUUAUUUCUCAGAAAGACAUGGAUUUAUCAGCAAUCAGGCUACUGUGAUCAAGGAGUGACAUGCCAUAUAAAGUUGAGGGUGGGAUGGUGCUGCUGACCGACCCAAUUAAACACAAUGUGGGAUGCUGAUGUUUCCUGUCCCAAGAGAACAGCCCAUUAGUAUUAGUGUUGUACCACCUACCUCUCCUGGUAGCAACUUGUUUCUGGAAAGGAGUCUGGAAUGUUAAAAAGCAGUUGGAGUCCUCUGUGUGCAAGUGUUGCAGGCACUUAAAAUCAUGGGAAUUCGGUAGGUUUGGGAGUCAGCACCCUACAGGCACAGGUUAGGACCACCAUCUUCACACUGACUUUCUUGGUCUUGACUGAAACUGCUAGAAAAAUCGGGACUUCAAGUUUUGGGAACCUCAGCCGUUUCCCCUAAAGAUCGCCUAAAAUAGUUGCUCCCUGUACCUCUGUCAACAUAGAGGUGAGGGAUGCUCUCUCUUUGGAAAUGAGCAGAACAUUUAGUUUUGGCAACAGCAAGCCUCAUCUGAGUUCCUUAAGGCCAAGCAAGCUGUCAGAGUAUAGUGGUUUUCCAGUUGUGUUUACAGGGAAUGGUGUUACCAGUGAACUCUGAUGACAAUCCUUUGGGAGUGCAAAGGCAGAGACUAAGAAUGAGGGGAGUAUUUAACAGCAGCAAGGCUGACACACAAAUACUUGACAAAGUAAUGGCGGAUGGGCUGGGUGAUUGGGUCAGAGAGUCUUCCGAGUGGUACCACCACUUUUCCAGAGUAAAUGUUUGUGUUAGUGAAAGCCACUGCAGCAUGUAAAUACAGUAUAUAUAUAUCAUCUAUCUAUACACAGUAUAUGUAGAAGGUCACCCUUAUUAGAUGUGAUUCAACAGAUAAUAAGAGAAGUCAAGGUCAACUUGUAAAUGCAGUUUUCCUGUCUGUAAGGCCAGGGCAGCUGACAAGGAUGCUCUACUCCUUGUGUUUCUUGCUUGUAACAUCCUUCCCUGUCUCAGUAGGCUCUGAGCGCUGUAAACCUAGGGGUGUCACCUCCACAAAGAACAGUCAAAGGCAAUACUCAAAAACCACAUUGUCUAUCUUAGUUUGCUUGCCAGAUUAUCAUCGUUUAUUCAAGAAACCCCUUGUUGUGCACUACAUAGUCCUUUAAAGUUGAUUCAUUGAAGGUAUCAUUUUCUCAAAUUUUAGUGAAAUCACUCUUUGAGAUUAUUCUAACAAAGCAUAAAAUGAUACUGAACCUACCUUAUUUUUGGUUGAAGGUUUCCCAUCCUUCCACUGGAUCUCUGAACCCUUGGGAAGCCAAGGAUUUCCCUGCUUUCCAAAUUUGUUGUACUGUAUAUGUUACCAAAUGAAUCUCACUGAUCAGAGAGGCUCCUUACAUCUUCCACUCACAUACUGUACACCAAAUAAAACACUCAACCACAGCUACUUAAUGUGUGGAGGUGGGGAAAGUAGGAGGGGAGAAUGAAUGAGUGACGUGGCUUCCUGACGCACCAAGGCUGGAGUGUGCUGCACUGGCGACCUCCCCAAGGAGGCUGAUGAGCUGCAGUGUGGACUCCCUCUAGUAUCCCUCAUCUGAAAUAGCAACAGGGAGGGCACUCAAGAGGAAACCCAAGUGCCUGGUCAUCUUGCUCUUCUGAGAAAUGAUGCGACAAACCAAAAGGUAAAAAACAAGGUCUUUAGCCCCCUCAAAAAAAGAACAACCCAUAACUUAAUCUUUUUUAAUCCUUCUUUCUUCCUGAGAUACAAGGAGAAGAAAAAUAAAAAAGACAGAAGUACAGUUUGCCAGGCUGAUAAUUUAAUCAUCUUAUAAUUCUUUCACUGUAGUUGUAACAUACUAUGUCAAGAAAAAGCCUCUAAAACAUGAGGUGCCCGCAGUAAUUUUGUCUGAGGCACAGACGUACAUAGAGGGGGGUGGUUAACCAGACAGUUUCACAAUGUCUGCUGUUCCUCAGUAACAUAUAGUUGUGUAGACCAGCACUCUUCACCAUGCAUCAGAACUCAGCCAAGCAACCUCUCUGGUGCUUAACUCUCAGGUCAUCCCACACCAGGUCUCAGCAUCACUGGCUAUAAUGGACUGUCAUUAUGGACUUUGUCAGUCCAUACUGUCAGUCCAGUAGUGGCAGGACUGAGUCUGCUUUAGGAAGAUACCACAGCCCAAAUAUAUCCAACUCAAACACAGCUGCAUUCAAACCAUCCUUGUGCCAUCUGAUCUCACAUUUGUGCCCAAUGGUGACCCAUUGACUGUAUGCCUAACCAAAUGGCCAGCACCUGGUCCUGCUACAUCCCUCAGCUGCUGACUGUUGGUCCUUGCAGCAGCACUGCCUUGAUUGUAAAUCAGUCAUUGGUUGUUACCUCCACCCCAGCAUGCUGCUGGGACCUAGAAGGGUUUGCUUUAUGUAUGCUUUAUUCACAGGUGGGCUAUGAAGGAUUAGAUCUGUGUGAUUACCUUUAGGAAGCUGCUUCCUGAUAGUAGCAGCAGGUGAGGCUGACAGUGUACUGGUGUUCUGACUUUCAAAACCAUUGAAAUUCAGCAGUGGGUGGAGCUGUUUUCCUCUGUUUUUUUCCUCUCACAGGCAGCACCAGGUAGGUGGUUUAUUUGUUAACCUGUGCUUUCCUGUUUAUAAAUAAAGCAUAAAGUAUAGGAUGGUUUGGGUUGGAAGGGACCCCAAGGAGCCUUAGGAAAGAGGAAGUCCUGUAGGGAAUACUGGAACAGGAACGUGAACAAAAUGCUAAUAAAUGCAUUAUACUACUUGCUACAGGAUAAA
Coturnix japonica (Japanese quail) is the source of this 10075-nucleotide messenger RNA. RefSeq names its product suppressor of tumorigenicity 14 protein. The record is from RefSeq and is a predicted model, not a curated record. Gene Ontology annotation, cellular component: extracellular region. Gene Ontology annotation, molecular function: protein binding; serine-type endopeptidase activity. Lineage: Eukaryota; Metazoa; Chordata; Aves; Galliformes; Phasianidae. Gene Ontology annotation, biological process: proteolysis; complement activation.